Messenger RNA from Cololabis saira (Pacific saury), 1940 nucleotides. It is a transcript of the gene lap3, whose product is annotated as leucine aminopeptidase 3. Gene Ontology annotation, molecular function: manganese ion binding; metalloaminopeptidase activity. The coding region runs from base 119 to 1669 and encodes 516 amino acids. The record is from RefSeq and is a predicted model, not a curated record. Gene Ontology annotation, biological process: proteolysis. NCBI's taxonomy places the organism in Eukaryota, Metazoa, Chordata, Actinopteri, Beloniformes, Belonidae. Gene Ontology annotation, cellular component: cytoplasm. The transcript is spliced from 13 exons.
UAACGUAAACGCGACCCAGUGAGGUCGUUUGAAUAAUUUUUCACGUGUGUAAGUGUUCGACCUUUAAAUAUCUUAAAAAGUAAUUUAAUUUAGUUUGAUACAUGUCCAGUAGGUGACAAUGCUUCUUGCGCGGAGAUCUGUACAGACGGCGUUGCGGACAAACCUCUGCAGGUCGUUUUCUGUCUCCAGGACUCAAUUUCAAGAGAGAAACGGUCUGGUGCUGGGAGUGUUUGAGAGAGAGGGAGAGGAGACUGGUCUUCAUCUGACUGAGGCGGCAGCAGGAUUUGACCAGUCUCUGUCUGGGAAACUUUCAGAGCUGCUGAAUAUUUCUGGACCUGGGCUCAAGAAAGGCAAAAGCAGGAUAUUUUAUGGAAUUCACAAGGACUUCCCGUGUGUUGCAGUGGUCGGGCUGGGCAAGAGCAAUGCAGGUGUUUGUGGGGUCGAGAACUGGGACAUCAGCAAAGAGAACAUCCGACAGGCAGUGUCCGCUGGCUGCCGGCAACUUCAGGAGCUGGAGGUGAAGCACGUGGAGGUGGACGGCUGCGGUGACGCCCAGUCGGCAGCAGAAGGUGCCGUUCUGGGGUUGUUUCAUUACGACCAACUUAAAUCCAAAAAGAAGAACAAAGUGACAGCACAGCUUCACAGAAGUGCCGACGCGGACGGCUGGGAGAAAGGUGUCCAUUAUGCAGAAGGUCAGAACCUGGCCCGACUUCUCAUGGAAGCUCCUGCCAAUCACAUGACUCCUACUGCUUUUGCCAACAUCAUCGAAGAGAGGCUAGCACCACACGCUCAACGAGUCACUAUAAAUAAGAGAUCCCAGUCUUGGAUCGAGGAGCAGCAGAUGGGAGCCUUCCUCAGUGUAUCGAAAGGUUCAGAAGAGUCCCCCGUCUUCCUGGAACUUCAGUACAACGGUUCACCGGACAGUAAUCAGCCCCCGCUGGUUCUGGUGGGCAAAGGCAUCACAUUUGACAGUGGUGGUAUUUCUCUGAAGCCCUCCGCCUCUAUGGAUGCGAUGAGAGCUGAUAUGGGUGGAGCCGCCACCGUGUGCGCAUCCAUCGUCACGGCAGCAGCGCUUAAACUGCCCGUCAACAUUAUUGGUCUGGCCCCACUGUGUGAGAACAUGCCCAGUGGAAAAGCCACUAAACCAGGUGAUGUUGUCAAAGCCAAAAAUGGGAAAACAAUCCAGGUUGAUAAUACAGAUGCAGAGGGAAGGCUGGUUCUUGCAGAUGCACUCUGCUAUGGACAAACCUUCAACCCCAGAGCCGUUCUAAAUGUCGCCACACUAACAGGCGCUAUGGAUGUAGCUCUGGGCUCAGCUGCAACAGGAGUUUUCACAAAUUCUAACUGGCUCUGGGAGCAGUUACACAAGGCAAGUGUUGUAACAGGUGACAGAGUGUGGCGGAUGCCUCUGUUCCAGCACUACACCAGACAGGUGACUGACUGCCAGCUGGCUGAUCUCAACAACGUCGGCAAGUACAGUCGUUCUGGUGGUGCUUGCACUGCAGCUGCAUUCCUCAGGGAGUUUGUCACAGCUCCUCACUGGGCUCAUCUGGACAUCGCUGGCGUGAUGAGUAACAAGGAUGAAAUUCCCUUCCUUGGGAAAGGCAUGUCUGGGAGACCGACACGUACAUUAGUGGAGUUUGCUGCUGGCCUGGCCCACAACAGCUGAGACUGAAUUAUUUACACGCACAAGACUUUUUUUAUCAGGCUGCCUGCAGGACUCAGUUUUACCACAAUUUCUGGACAGAUAAUUAAAAGAAUAUAAGCAAAAAUAUUUAGUGAAAGCAUCUGAUGAAGAUCCACUGUUUACAAUCUAAGGAGUUUUGAUAGGUAUCAUUUUAACACCUAAUUUCUACUUUAAACUGUGCUGCUUACAUCGUCAUUUAUUCUGUUUGUUAAAGACAUAAAUUAUAAUUGAUGAAUAAAAUUAAGUAAAUUGA